Hydatigera taeniaeformis is the source of this 357-nucleotide messenger RNA. NCBI's taxonomy places the organism in Eukaryota, Metazoa, Platyhelminthes, Cestoda, Cyclophyllidea, Taeniidae. The record is from the annotation of a GenBank genome assembly.
AUGAACGAGGCAAUUCAAUGGCAGCUGAUAAAUGCAACUCUUAAUGGUGGUAGCCAAUGCCUGCGGUCUCUGCUUUCCAAGGGAAUUUGUAUUGACCUUGUUCAGGCCUGCCAGCUUUUCCAUUUGGCAGCAGCUUGCGGUAGUACGAACAAUCUUGAAACCCUCCUCGCAUUUAUGCCCUCACUUAACGUAAAUAGCAGGGACGAAGUCGGUUGUACAGCCCUCCACAAAGCUGCUGCUGCCGGUCAUCGGGAGGUAAUCCACUUUCUCAUCUAUCACGGUGCUCAAAUCGACGUACAAGAAUACCUUUUGACUUGGGUUGCUGCUGCUGCUGCUGAUGAUGAUGAUGAUGAUUAG